AUAAUUAUAUAAUCAUCUAAUAUUUUCAUAUUAUUUAUUUGAUUUAUACAUAUAAUUUAAUUUAUAUAGAGUAAUAUUAACAUACAUUUCUGUUUUUACACAUUAGAUACGCGAUAAAUUUCAAGAGACUUGCGCGAUCGCGCUCGAUUCGUGAACGAUUGAUGUAAGCGUGCUUGUGUUCAGCCGUCUCAACGUGUUAAUGAGCAAUGACAAGGACCAGGCUAUGUUCAUCUUCACACUCUUGUCAAUGCUUCUGGCUCUGUCGUGUACUCAUACCAGCGACGACAAAACUGAGCGGGACUUUCCAAAAUCUCCUGAGUCGAGUGCAAUUCCGAGAAAUGUCUAUACUCCAUACGCGAACGGCGUUUAUUGGGACCUCGCGCAAUCACCACGGCGUCGUCCUCUGGAGCAUUCGCGCUGGAUCAAGCAAGCGUACCGCAGCAAUGAUUACAGCGUCAUUCAGAGACGGCAUCAGCCGCGACAUAGGCUCAACGAGGGUAGAUCUUAUCGUUCGGCCGUGAAAGACGAUGAAGACGAGGAAGAGGAUGAAGAAGAGGAGGAGGAGAAGGAGGAAGACGAAGGUGACGAGAAUGAGAAAAUCGACGAGGAGGCUGAGGAAAACAGCGAGAACGCGGACGAGGAGGAAACGGUUGCUGCCGUUGUCGGGAGUGCAUCUGAUAAUCGCGUGAUGAGGUCCGGUUACGUGCCGCGUGCGGCUAAGGUCGGCGGACGCGCGAGACGGCAGGAAAUCACAGGGAUCCGAUCGACCUCCGAAGAGUGCGAGGACGAGUCGACGGAGCCGUCGCAAUACUACGAAUACGAAACUCAAGUGAGGAACGUUGCUUCUCAAGACGUCGGCGGAUGCCGAAUUGUGUUUCUCGCAAAGAUGCUCGGCGCGGGUCUUCUAAUCCUGCUACUCGUCUAAGAAUUUCACGACACGAGGGAAGAGCAAUUGCGCAAUAAAUAUUUUAUAGUCAAAUAAGACUGAUUGUGCAACUGCCAUAAUAAACGCUUUGCCUGCGAA
This is a messenger RNA of Ooceraea biroi (clonal raider ant), 1024 nucleotides long. RefSeq names its product ribosome quality control complex subunit 2. Lineage: Eukaryota; Metazoa; Arthropoda; Insecta; Hymenoptera; Formicidae. The record is from RefSeq and is a predicted model, not a curated record.